This is a messenger RNA of Beta vulgaris subsp. vulgaris (sugar beet), 1608 nucleotides long. Its product is annotated as leucine-rich repeat extensin-like protein 5. The record is from RefSeq and is a predicted model, not a curated record. The transcript is spliced from 15 exons. Lineage: Eukaryota; Viridiplantae; Streptophyta; Magnoliopsida; Caryophyllales; Amaranthaceae. Bases 457 to 1608 code for a protein of 383 amino acids.
UAGCUCCAAUUAGUAGAUUAUACACCGAGGUGUAGGUAGAGGAACCUACACCUCGCCCAAAACGCAGGAAAAAAAUAACAAAACGCAGGCUUCUUGUAAAGGAAUGAACAAUAAUGUACAUGGUCUCAGUUGAGUAAUGUACAUGGAAAACUUUGCAAAAGAAACUGAUUUGACCGUUACUAUUCACCAAUUAAUAACUGAAUAAAUGUCAACUGCAAAUCCCGUCGCCCCAUGUACCAGUGAUCAUCAUAUUUCAACUUCUCACACUCAACCUCCAUAUUUCAUUCACAACUUUCUCUCUCGACCAUUUUUCUCACUCUAUCAAAUUCUCUCUCUACAUUCUCUCUCACCACCACCGCAAUUCUCACCACAAAAACCCCAAUUCACACCAGAAAACCCCAAUUACCACCACAAAAAUUCCAUUGCACCAUCCCACAACAUUGUCCUCUAGCGUUUAUGGACAAUAGCGACAAAAAAAAACCAAAACAAAGACGACAACCACCGCAGUCAAGAAACCCACGGCAACCAAGGCAAGCGAAAAAACUACCUUGCCCAAAACCACUCAGAAUAAUUCCUCCAUCUCCACAACUAACUAUGGGUGAAGAUAUUAUUCCUCCAAACGAUUCUACCACAAAAACUGAACAGCAAACAGUACCCAUACCUGCAACAAUUAGCUCUCCAAUAGAUCCCACCCUCAGAGAAUCUAGGGAACAGCAAACAGGGCCCACCCCUGAAACAGAGAACUCUCCAAUAGAUCCCACCCUCAGAGAAUCUAGGGAACAGCAAACAGGGCCCACCCCUGAAACAGAGAACCAUCCACAAGGUCCCACCACAACAGAAUCUACUGAACAGCAACCAGGAUCUAUACCUGUAGUUGUUGAAGACCCUUGCAUAGAUCCCACCCUCAGAGUAUCUAAUGAACAGCAAACAGGGUCCACCCCUGAAACAGACAACCCUCCAAAAGGUCCCACCACAACACACUCUAGUGAACAGCAACCAGGAUCUAUACCUGUAGUUGUUGAAGAGUCCACCACAGCAGCUUCUACUGAAAAUGCUUCUGAUUCCACAACAUCUGAGAAGCAACCUACUACUGAACCAGAAACAACUCCACCUAGUACUGACAUUCCUCCUUCGACUGAGAAAGAACAUACUCCUAAUGAUUCAAGCACCACCAGAACAACUGAUAGAACGCCUGUUCUUGAGAGUGAGGCCAUUCCACUCAAUACUGAGAUGCCCCCCACUAAUGAACAUGACCCUAUUCAACCCAAUACUGAGAUGCCCCCUACUACUGAACCUAUUCCAACACCUCCCAUUCCUGAAACAAUUCCUGAAGAAGAUGAAACAGACGAUGAUGAAGAGGUACCAAUUGGUGUGCUGAGGGCCAGGGCAAGGAAAAGUGCCCAAGCCACCCGCCCCAGUAAGAGAAUGAAAAUUUCAACUUCCAAGGCUGCCACAACUUCCAAGGCUGCCAAGGGCAAGUCCCCACUUGAAGCAGAUACCACAAAGCCUGGGAAGAGGAAAGCACCAGAGCAGGCCCUGAAAAUCAGAAUUGGCAAGGGUUCACCUCCCAAACAAAAGAAGGCUGCUAAGUCCAGGUAUAGUGAAUGA